Exophiala mesophila is the source of this 1311-nucleotide messenger RNA. RefSeq lists its product as uncharacterized. Lineage: Eukaryota; Fungi; Ascomycota; Eurotiomycetes; Chaetothyriales; Herpotrichiellaceae. The coding region runs from base 1 to 1311 and encodes 436 amino acids. The record is from RefSeq and is a predicted model, not a curated record. Gene Ontology annotation, molecular function: iron ion binding; 2 iron, 2 sulfur cluster binding. The transcript is spliced from 5 exons.
AUGACCAGCGUCGACAAUUCGACUUUCUUGCCCAAUGGAGGCUAUCUCCAGAAGGGAAGAGAGACCAACAUUCGAGCUAAGGAUUUGGGAAACAAGGCUCACUACCUGGCUCCUUCUCGGUGGUAUCGGGACGAGAAGAUCUUCAAGUUGGAGAAAAGGGCCUUGUUUUCUACGCUAUGGCACGUGGCCAGCUUCAUCUCUCGAUUCCAGAAAGCUGGGGAUUACCUGUCUAUGAACCUGCUGGGAUGGAACAUAUUCCUGAUUAGAGAUAAACAAGGCAACAUCAAUGCGUUCCACAACAUCUGUCGACAUCGAGGUUUCCCCGUCCUAACCAAAGAUUGUGGUUCCACACCAGUUGUGUCGUGUCGUUUUCAUGGCUGGUCAUAUCUCCCAACGGGAGAACUCCACAAGGCCAAAGGAUACAACAAUCUGGAGGAUUUUGACCCAAAGGACCACUCACUCUUCAAGAUUCAUACGCACAUCACUCCCCAGGGAUUCAUCUUUGUGAAUAUGGAUGCUCGUGAGACUCCUGCUGUGUCAUUUGAGCAGCAGUUUGGGGAUGAUUUCGAACCGGUGCCUGCGUCAAAAACGGGCCAAGAAGUGGGGGAUGAAUUUGCACUGUUCCCCCGUGACGGACAGCACUGGACUUACGACCAUACUUGGAACAGUUCCAUUGCGGGCAAAGAAUUUAACUGGAAAACGUUUGUGGAUGGGUUCCAGGAAUGCUAUCACUGCGCAACAGGACAUCCCACAACGCUGCCCAAGGAUUUCAAACUGGACGAGUAUUAUCUUCGACAAGGCCACGGAGCGUCACGACACUUCUUGCCACCCAAGGUCGAAGGCAUAUCGGAGGCAUACAUCACAUGGCUCUGGCCAUUGGGGGCAGUGACGUUUAGUGACAAUCUCCUGUUCAUCGUCCGCUUUGACAUCAAUGGUGCGUUGGACACUUCGUAUGACAGUGAGACAUACCGAAGAGCCAGCAUUGCGAAGCCUAGCCCGGAGUACGACGUUUGGAUGAAUGAAGAAAUAGCAUAUUGGCGCCUGGUGGAGAUUGAAGAUGUGCAACUGGCAGUGAAUGCACAAAAGGGGUUCAAGAAUGGCGUCUUGGGCUUGGGACGACUGCACUCAGUCGAAGAACAUGCUGUGAAAUGGUACCUGGACAAAGUGCAGGAAGUGUUGGUGCAGCAUGCAGAAUUAGAGCGCAGCAUGCAGAAGGAUAUCGACUAUGCCAUCCCUUCUGCUCAGAGCGAAGCAGCAGAAGCAGAUCCCCUGUGCAGACUGCUUGGCCGCGAACACGCGUAUGAGUGGUAG